Alnus glutinosa is the source of this 1921-nucleotide messenger RNA. Its product is annotated as 3-ketoacyl-CoA synthase 4. Gene Ontology annotation, molecular function: acyltransferase activity, transferring groups other than amino-acyl groups. The record is from RefSeq and is a predicted model, not a curated record. Bases 156 to 1709 code for a protein of 517 amino acids. The transcript has a single exon. Gene Ontology annotation, biological process: fatty acid biosynthetic process. Gene Ontology annotation, cellular component: membrane. Lineage: Eukaryota; Viridiplantae; Streptophyta; Magnoliopsida; Fagales; Betulaceae.
GUUCGUAUAGUCAACCGCAUACUCCACGUCCUCUAAUCCUCAUCCUGAAACCGUUACUCAACCGUCAAUCGCUCUGAUCUCUCGCACUCACAGGCACAGCCUCACAGGCCACAGAAAAGAGAAAAACGAAAAUCUGAAAGUUCGAGGCUACCGCUAUGGACCCAAGCGGUGCAACCCACUCGGCCACCGCGAGCGGAGGCGCCGGCGGUGCGGUGGGGGUUCGGAUCCAGCAGAGCCGGAGGCUCCCGGAUUUCCUACAGAGCGUGAAUCUCAAGUACGUGAAAUUAGGGUACCACUACCUGAUCUCCAAUCUCUUAACCCUAUGUUUUAUACCCCUAAUUAUCGUAACCCUAAUCGAGGCCUCGCAAAUGAACCUUAACGAUAUUCGCCAGCUCUGGCUCCACCUCCAGUACAAUCUCCUGAGCGUCGUGAUCUGCUCCGCUUUUUUGGUCUUCGGUUUGACCGUUUACAUCAUGACCCGCCCCCGACCUAUUUAUCUCGUGGACUAUUCGUGUUACCGCCCGCCCGAUCGCCUCAAGGCUCCGUUUGAUUCCUUCAUGGAGCACUCGCGGCUGAACGGGAACUUCGACGACUCGUCGUUAGAGUUUCAGCGUAAGAUUCUUGAGCGGUCAGGGCUCGGCGAAGAGACGUACGUGCCGGAGGCGAUGCAUCACAUCCCGCCGACGCCCUCGAUGGCUGUGGCCAGGGAGGAGGCCGAGCAGGUCAUGUUUGGCGCCCUGGAUAACCUGUUCACGAACACGAAUGUGAAGCCCAAGGAUAUCGGUGUUCUCGUUGUGAAUUGUAGCUUGUUUAAUCCCACACCUUCGCUUUCGUCUAUGAUUGUUAACAAGUAUAAGCUUAGGGGUAAUAUUAGGAGCUUUAAUUUGGGUGGGAUGGGUUGUAGUGCUGGGGUUAUAGCGAUUGAUCUUGCGAGGGAAUUGUUGCAGGUCCAUAGGAACACUUACGCUGUUGUUGUAAGUACUGAGAAUAUUACCCAGAAUUGGUAUUUCGGGAAUAAGAAGUCUAUGUUGAUACCCAAUUGCUUGUUUCGAGUUGGGUGUAGCGCAGUUUUGCUCUCGAACAAGGCCAUGGACAGGAGGCGGGCCAAGUACAAGCUUGUUCAUGUGGUGAGGACUCAUCGAGGGGCGGAUGAUAAGGCUUUUCGUUGUGUUUAUCAGGAGCAGGAUGAUAAAGGGAAGACAGGUGUUUCAUUGUCGAAAGAUUUGAUGGCAAUAGCUGGAGGGGCUCUGAAGACUAACAUCACCACAUUGGGGCCUCUUGUGCUCCCAAUUAGCGAGCAGCUUCUGUUCUUUUCAACUCUGCUGGUUAAGAAGUUGUUCAAUGAGAAUGUGAAGCCGUAUAUUCCGGAUUUUAAGCUGGCGUUUGAUCAUUUUUGCAUUCAUGCUGGAGGCAGGGCUGUGAUUGACGAGCUGGAGAAGAAUCUUCAGUUGUUGCCAAUUCAUGUGGAGGCUUCAAGGAUGACUCUUCACCGGUUUGGGAAUACAUCGUCGAGCUCCAUUUGGUAUGAGUUGGCGUAUAUGGAGGCCAAGGGAAGGAUGCGCAAGGGUAACCGUGUCUGGCAGAUUGCAUUUGGUAGUGGUUUCAAAUGUAAUAGCGCGGUUUGGAAGGCACUCCGGAAUGUGAAGCCGUCUCAAAAUGGUCCUUGGGAGGACUGCGUUCACAAGUAUCCUGUGAAAAAACUUUCCUAGCUGAAUAACAUGUUGGUUAGGCUGUCCAUUUGGGGUAUUUCACCUUUUUCAGAUGCUGAUGCUGUACUUUGUUGGGGUUCUUUCAUUUGUCAAAUUGUGGUUCUUUUUACUUCACAAUUCUUGCAUGUUUCACUUAUGUUUCCACGGAACUAUGAUUUGAAGGAAUGCUUAUUUUGUACUUCAAUAAUGCUCCAAAUUUUGAACUUUCCAAA